AUGGAGGGAGCUUCAUCCUCAUCUUCAUCCAUGAAUUUUCCCUUCACUGCUGAAGAUCAUCACGUGGUUAACUAUUUCUAUUUUUCAGUACUUUUCGGUGGUGACGAAAUAUUUCCAAUUUCGGAUGAUAAAUAUGCUGAUGACGGUGACCACCAUUUGAGAACCCUCAAGGGUAAACAGAAAGAGAUCGGUGAAUCUUCCCAUGGCUACUUUGAUAUUUGCAUGGAUCUCAAACCUAGAGAAGAAAUGUUCAAAAACCAAAACCGUUCUAACCUUUUUUGUGUAGAUUGCAUUGGAGAACAUGUUGCUGCAAAGAACAACUAUAAAUAUGCUGAAAAGCUGCAAUUACAACAAGUCCUCUAUUCCUCCACAACGUCAAGUGUUAGGGAUGAAAAAGUUGUUAGAGUGGACGUAGAUGAUGACGGUGACCAACAUUUUGGAACCUUCAAGGGGAAACAGGAAGAGAUCGGUGAAUCUUCCUAUGGCUACUGUGGUAUUUGCAUGGAUGCCAAAUCUAGAGAGGAAAUGUUCAGGAACCAAAACUGUUCUCACCUUUAUUGCGUAGAUUGCAUUGGAGGACAUGUUGCUGCAAAGAUACAGGAAAAUAUAGCAAUGGUGAAAUGUCCUGAACCAAAAUGCGAAGGGGUUAUAGAGCCUGAGUACUGUCAUUCGAUUAUCCCUAAAGAAGUGUUUGAUAGAUGGGAAGAUGCUCUUUGUGAGAAUGUGGUGCUUGAAUCACAAAAGUUUUACUGUCCCUUCAAGGAUUGUUCAGCUAUGAUGAUAUCUGAUGAAGAGGAAGUUGUCAUCACUUCAUCGGAGUGUCCACAUUGCCAUAGACUGUUUUGUGCACAGUGCAAGGUUUCCUGGCAUGCAGGAAUAGACUGUGAGAAGUUUCAGAGGUCGAAAAGGGAGAAAGGAGAGAACGAAGACUCAUUGAGUGUUGAAUAG
This is a messenger RNA of Vigna angularis (adzuki bean), 948 nucleotides long. RefSeq lists its product as uncharacterized. Gene Ontology annotation, cellular component: ubiquitin ligase complex; cytoplasm. The transcript has 2 exons. Gene Ontology annotation, biological process: positive regulation of proteasomal ubiquitin-dependent protein catabolic process; protein polyubiquitination; ubiquitin-dependent protein catabolic process. Bases 1 to 948 code for a protein of 315 amino acids. Gene Ontology annotation, molecular function: zinc ion binding; ubiquitin protein ligase activity; ubiquitin conjugating enzyme binding. NCBI's taxonomy places the organism in Eukaryota, Viridiplantae, Streptophyta, Magnoliopsida, Fabales, Fabaceae. The record is from RefSeq and is a predicted model, not a curated record.